AUGACAUACUUUGAAGCUACUCACAAUGAGUUCCGCAGUGACACCUUCACUGUUCCUACACAACUGAUGAUGGCCAAAGCAAUGACUAAUGUCACUUGGGGGGAUUCUGUUUACAAGGAAGAUGAAGCUACUUUACAAUUAGAAGAGAUGAUGUGCCAAAUGACUGGGAAACCAGCAGCCCUCUUUUGUGUUAGCGGUACAUUAUCAAACCAAAUUGGUUUAAGAGCACAUUUAUCAUUACCACCUUAUAGCAUUCUUUGUGACCAUAGAGCCCAUGUAUUCUUGCAUGAAGCUGCUGGGUUGGCUACGCUUUCCCAAGCAAUGGUUCAUCCAGUGAUACCAGCUAACGGGAACUAUUUAACCGUGGAAGAUAUAAUGGAGAAUUAUACUCCAGAUGAUGGUGACAUCCAUGCUGCUCCUACAAAGAUAGUUUCACUUGAAAAUACUUUACAUGGAAUAAUUACUCCUUAUGAGGAAUUGGUCAAAAUAAAACAAUUUUGUAAAGACCACAGUUUAAUUCUUCAUUGUGAUGGAGCCAGAUUAUGGAAUGCCAGUGCAGCCACUGGAGUUUCUAUUGCAGAAUACUGUUCCUUAUUUGAUAGUGUUUCGCUUUGCCUUUCAAAGAGUUUGGGAGCGCCUAUGGGCUCUAUUUUAGUUGGAGAACCCCAAUUUAUAAACAAAGCUAACCAUUUCAAAAAGCAAAAUGGUGGUGGUAUACGGCAAGCUGGGUUUGUAUGUAACAUGGCCAUGAUUGCUAUCAAAGAGAACUUUGAAAAAUUGGAGAUUUCACAUCAGUUUGCUAAACAAGUUGGUGAUUUCUGCAUUGCUAAUGACAUUUAUUUGGAGAGCCCUGUUGAUACUAAUUUUGUGUUUAUUGACUUGAAACGUAACAACAUGAAUGAUAUGGUUUUAAUUGAGUAUGCACGGGAAAAUGGGCUUAAGUUAAUGGGUGGGCGUUUAGCUUUCCAUUUCCAAUUGAAUCAAGAAAGUGUCGACCGUUUGAAACACGUUUUGUAUCUUACCAAACAGGAAAGUAUUCGUAAACCAUACACCAAGAUUAUUCCAGGGAAGCGCAUGUAUAACUAUGAUGCCAUCAGCACUAAAUAA
Molecule: messenger RNA, 1107 nt
Organism: Lizanozyma spartinae
Lineage: Eukaryota; Fungi; Ascomycota; Pichiomycetes; Serinales; Debaryomycetaceae
Gene: GLY1
Product: Gly1p
Exons: 2
Coding region: 1-1107 (368 amino acids)
Biological process (GO): L-threonine catabolic process; glycine biosynthetic process
Cellular component (GO): cytosol
Molecular function (GO): L-allo-threonine aldolase activity
Source: RefSeq, a predicted model, not a curated record